GUACGAUAGAGGCUUCGGAGGACUGCUCUGCUUUACGGCUCCAGGCAGUCUUUACAUUAUUUUCCGUCUUCAUCUUCACUUCGCCGCGAAGAUGGCGUCUGGCAGCGGGACUAAAAACCUGGAUUUCCGCCGAAAGUGGGACAAAGACGAAUAUGAGAAACUUGCAGAGAAACGACUUAAUGAAGAAAGAGAGAAAAAAGAUGGAAAACCAGUGCAGCCUGUCAAGCGGGAGCUCUUACGACACAGAGACUACAAGGUUGACUUGGAGUCUAAGCUGGGAAAGACCAUUGUUAUUACCAAGACCACCCCACAGUCUGAAAUGGGAGGGUAUUACUGCAAUGUCUGUGACUGUGUAGUGAAAGACUCCAUCAACUUCUUGGAUCACAUCAAUGGAAAGAAACAUCAGCGGAAUCUGGGUAUGUCAAUGCGUGUGGAGCGUUCCACCUUGGAUCAGGUGAAGAAACGCUUUGAAGUGAACAAGAAGAAGAUGGAAGAAAAACAAAAGGACUAUGACUUUGAGGAGAGGAUGAAAGAACUCAGAGAGGAGGAAGAGAAGGCCAAAGCGUACAAGAAGGAGAAACAGAAGGAGAAGAAGCGAAGGGCAGAGGAGGACUUGACAUUUGAGGAGGAUGAUGAGAUGGCAGCUGUUAUGGGCUUCUCUGGCUUUGGCUCCACCAAAAAGAGCUACUGAUUCUCUCGGAACUUGUCUUAUUCCCAAGCCUGACUGUGGGAUCGCUAAUAUCCAAGGCAUUUGGGGAAAUUCUUCAAAGACCUGACAUGUGGAGGGAAGAAAGGAAUUUGUUUCUCUCCCUUACAGCCAGAGUGUGGCCAGGAUCUGGAGAAGUUGGGUUCCAGCCCUCUAAUUUUCAUAUUUGAUGGAGCUGCAGUUCAUCUGUCCUAACUUCCUAAUAAAAAAGAAACCUCCCACUCGUCAGCUGCUUCCCCGAAGCUCUUCCUGCAUCCAUCCUUCUCUCUUUCCUUCUCCCUCCCACAAUGAUUAUCAUAACGUUACCCAAAUUUCUGCUUUUGUUCUCUUCAAGCCCUUGCCUUCUCUACCCUACCUCACCUUACACCUCCAGUGUUCUGGUUGUUUACUCCUAAUGUUCUGUGGCCGUGUGUGAACAUAUAGUGUUCUGCCAGGUACUUGUAUGUAUGUGUGUGUGCAUGAAGAAUUCCUGUAGAGGGCUGGAGCCCAAGCCAUAAGGCCACAACUGCUCUCAUUCCUGACGUCUUAGGCUGCAGGUGCCUCCUGUGGCUUGUUUUAGAGCAUGCAAUGGGGAAUUAAAUGGAUGAGUGUUUGGUGUGGUUCGUUUCUGGUGAGUUAUUUGGCCUUUUUUGUUUAGUCCUGGGCUGUUUUAACUUUUAAAUUUGUAUCUUUUAAAUGAAAAUUACUCUGUUUUUGUCUUCCUUGUAUUUAGACUCCAGUAUGAGUCUUAACUGAUGCAAAAAGCCCCAGUGUGGGAUUUUGUGUGUGCCCAGGGACGAACUAACAUAUAGAAUUAAAAGGAAAAAAAUAUGUUGGCUGGAACUAUUUCUCAUAUUGGUACUAGAUACACCAUCUUUCUUUUGUGCUCUUUGCUCUUUUUCACACUGAUGCUUUUUGCACAGAGCCCAACCUUAAAUUUUCCCUUCCUUUGAUUCCUAUUAGCCUUUCUGUAUGAGUCUCUACAGCCUUUCUUUUUCCCCUCACAAAUUCAACUCUCUGCCUUCUCUCUAAGUCAACACUGGUUUGACUUCUUUGUGACUCUAAUGAAAUCACUGUGCACCUGGCUUUUAGCAUAACAGAGCUCAAUACUGGCUGUAGAGUCUAACUAUUACCAGCUCUAGCAGGCAGAACUAUAAGCAAUUCUGAUCCCCAGGUAAGCAGCAUGAAAGGGUGCUGAUAAACAUUUUAAAACAUCCUUUUUGGGGGGGAGGUGGACAUAGAAGGACCUUGGACUCUGGGACAUCAAGGGGCUAGUUCCCUUUGGGGGGGGGGUUUGAGUGGAAAGAAGGUUAUCUGGUGAGUCAGUGGAAGGGGGGAGAUAGAUAAAUUCUCCAGAAUUUUUCACCAGCACUCUCCCUUUUCCCUCCCCUCCCACAUUGCAUAAGCAUAGAGAAUGGGAUCUGGUUGUGUAAAUAUUCCAGGCCUUAUACCUAUUUCAUAAGUCAGGCUGGCACCCUUAGGCAGAAUACCAAUGGAGUUUGUUAAUUGGUUUGCUUUGUUGCCAUAGUGAGGGGAAGAAGAUUUUGAGGACUAGUGUUUGUUCUUGCCUAGCUUUUCUGAAUCCGACUUACAGUGUCAGUGCCAGUAACAAAACUUUCCAAUGUGCCUAAUCACUGCCUGAAGCCCUGUGUGAGUUAUAUCUGCAGUAAUAAAUUUGUGCCAAGAUUUAAAAUAGGGUACACUUGCACUAACAGGCAACCAAAUAAAGAGUCUAUAUGGCAUCCCUUUAGAUCAAA
Messenger RNA from Vombatus ursinus (common wombat), 2442 nucleotides. RefSeq names its product zinc finger matrin-type 2 (gene ZMAT2). Gene Ontology annotation, cellular component: spliceosomal complex; U4/U6 x U5 tri-snRNP complex. The coding region runs from base 92 to 691 and encodes 199 amino acids. The transcript is spliced from 6 exons. The record is from RefSeq and is a predicted model, not a curated record. Gene Ontology annotation, biological process: mRNA splicing, via spliceosome. Gene Ontology annotation, molecular function: zinc ion binding; nucleic acid binding. NCBI's taxonomy places the organism in Eukaryota, Metazoa, Chordata, Mammalia, Diprotodontia, Vombatidae.